CUAAGAAUGUCACCUUAUCCUGGGGAGAUCCAGUAAAUAUGACCGGAGUGGUGAAGUCAUAUAAUAUCACUUAUUGGAAUUCUUCUUCUCCUUCAAUCAUUGCUGGACCUGUGAGAAGCAACACAGCAAAUGUCACCCUUCAAAACCUGACAUCGGGGACUAAUUACACCGUCUCUGUGGUGACAAUCAUACCCUGGGGGUAUCAGAGCACGGCUGUGAUUGGAUCGGUCUGUACAAAACCGUUAUCUGUGAAAUCACCGCAGAUUGGAGCCAAAACUACCAAUUCUAUGUCCCUGACCUGGACACAACCAGACGAGUAUCAGAGCUCAUACACCUACAGAGUGCAGACCAAUGCAACCUCACCAUCUACACUGAUAAAUAAUACAACAGUGAGCAGUGCAUCGGCUACAAUAGGAAAUCUGACAGCGGGAGAGACGUAUACAUUCCUGGUAUAUACAAUAUCUGUCUGCAACAUACAAUCAGACCCCACAUCUAUAACUGACUGCACCCGUAAGUACUACUGAACAGGAACAAUAACUCAUAAAAUC
Messenger RNA from Rana temporaria (common frog), 548 nucleotides. Its product is annotated as receptor-type tyrosine-protein phosphatase eta-like. The coding region runs from base 39 to 524 and encodes 161 amino acids. NCBI's taxonomy places the organism in Eukaryota, Metazoa, Chordata, Amphibia, Anura, Ranidae. The transcript is spliced from 2 exons. Gene Ontology annotation, molecular function: protein binding. The record is from RefSeq and is a predicted model, not a curated record.